AUGUUUAUAAAUGGAAUUUAUUUUAUUUGUCUAUAUAUUUUGUCUAUCUCUCAGAAACUCGAAACUUCGGAAAUAGUUAUUACAAUUUUGAGUCAAAAAAACGACUACAACAUAGAACAAGCACUCAGAUUAAAAAAUAAUAUUUUGAAGCAAACAAAAUCAAUUGAAGAGCCACGGUUAGGUCGAGUAUAUAUGCUUCAUGAACAAUUUCCAGGACCUGGAAGUUGGACUAUUAUCCCAAUUAUAAAAAUAUUAUACAAAAAUAAUAAACAUGCAAAGUGGUUUUUAUUUUGUGAAGAAAACGCUUAUGUGAAUUAUGACAAUUUACAAUUGUUUUUGAAAAACAAGAACUCUAAUGAAUCUGUAUGGAUGGGAUAUGGUGUUAAAGAUAAACAUCCUACAAUAAUUCAUCAUUAUGCAUUUGAAGAAAAUGAAGAUAAAAGGGUUUCUUACCCGUUGUUUGCUGCAGGAUUUGUAAUGUCUGCUGAACUAUUAAAAAAUAUUGCAAAUUCAAAUGUAGACACUUUGAGUUCAGAUUUUUCAAUUGAUGCAUCUUAUGAGUUAUCAUUAGCAAUUAAUCAAAAAAUGCAGCAUCUACCUUUGAAGUUUUGUUUGAAACUUUCACCAGAUUGCAUUGUUCAUCCUUUGUCUGAUAGGAGUGAAUGUACACGUUAUGGAAAAGUGACAAAAGAUUCGAUAUAUUUUGCUGUGAAAACUUGCAGUAAAUUUCAUUCAGACAGAGUUCCAGUGUUACAAUCUACUUGGGGCCGAGAUGCUGUGCACAUUGAAUAUUUUAGUGAUAAACUUGAUGAUACUAUACCAACUACUGUAUUAGAUGUACCAAAUACUGAAAGAGGACAUUGUCUUAAGACCAUCACAAUUUUCAAAUACUUAUCUAAAAAGCUUUUGUCAAAUAAAGCUGUGAAAUGGAUUGCAUUAACAGACGAUGAUACGCUUUUAAGUGUUCCUCGGUUAGCAUCAAUACUGAGUUGCUGGAAUGGUCAGCAAAUUGCACUUGGUCAAAGAUACGGUUAUAAUAUUCGAGGAGAUCAGUCUUUAGGAUACAAUUAUCUAACAGGUGGAGGAGGUAUUAUAUUUCAUGUUGCAUUAGUGCAUAAAUUGACCACUUGUCAAUGUUAUGCACUUGAUGCACCCGAUGAUAUGGUAUUAGGCAUGUGUUUGAAAGCUUUAAAUGCUACAGUGGUCCAUUCUCCAGUAUUCCAUCAAGCUAGACCACAAGAUUAUGCUGACGAGUAUUUGGAAUCUUAUCCAAUGGUUUCUUUCCAUAAACAUUGGAUGAUAGAUCCGAUAGAAGUUUAUCGUCAUUGGCUUUAUCAAGAUUCUUCUUUUGGGCACAAUGAGCUUUAGGGAGGAUACUUGAAGAGCACAGAACUGCAUUUAUGGAAUGGAGUUUAUUAAAAUUAUAUAUAAAGUAUUAUUUACUAUUUACCUGUCCAUUUGAAGCGCCCAAUACUGAAUUAAGUAUAAAAUCUGGAGGCACUAUAGCAUCAGCAAGUGAAACUGCUUCAUUCUUAAGACUUGAACAUAAAUCUAUUAUGGAUCCUUUAACUAUUACAGAUGCUAAUGGCCCAUUAGCAUAGCCACCUAUUAAUUAAAAUAAGUAAUAAUCGUUAAUAUUUUAAAUAUUUAAUGUUUUUAAUCAU
Molecule: messenger RNA, 1664 nt
Organism: Diuraphis noxia (Russian wheat aphid)
Lineage: Eukaryota; Metazoa; Arthropoda; Insecta; Hemiptera; Aphididae
Product: beta-1,3-glucosyltransferase
Cellular component (GO): membrane
Molecular function (GO): N-acetylgalactosaminide beta-1,3-galactosyltransferase activity
Source: RefSeq, a predicted model, not a curated record